This is a messenger RNA of Vanderwaltozyma polyspora DSM 70294, 1077 nucleotides long. RefSeq names its product FAD-dependent oxidoreductase. The transcript has a single exon. Gene Ontology annotation, molecular function: D-amino-acid oxidase activity; FAD binding. Lineage: Eukaryota; Fungi; Ascomycota; Saccharomycetes; Saccharomycetales; Saccharomycetaceae. The record is from RefSeq and is a predicted model, not a curated record. Bases 1 to 1077 code for a protein of 358 amino acids.
AUGUCAAAGGUCGUAGUAUUAGGAGGAGGUGUCUCAGGACUAACUACUGCUUUGACUUUAGUAAACAAAUUUAAGAAUGAAAUAAAUGAACUAACUGUUGUUUCAUCUGAAUUUCCUGGUGAUUAUCAUGCUCAUGAUUAUACUUCACCUUGGGCCGGUGCUAAUUGGGCUAGUUUUGCUAAAGGUAAUGAGCCAGAACAGAUUAAGCGUGACAGCCUCACCUAUAAGAAAUUCAUGGAGCUAGCAGACACUGAACCUUCAAGUGGUAUUAAAAAAUUUCCAUUGAAAUACUUCAUUCGCAAGAAUGAUAUGAUUCCUUGGUAUAUUGAAGGAAAGUUUGUAAGAGAUAUUGAGUAUCUAUCAGACGACGAGUUGAUUACGAGGAAUUUAAACCCUGAAGAAUAUAUCGGAAUUCAAUUCACCACUGUAACAGUGACACCAAUUAUUUAUAAUAACUAUUUAAUUGGGUUGCUGAAGAAGAGUGGGGUUAUCAUCAAAAGGAUCCCAAGAAUCAAUGAUAUUGAAGAUAUUAUUGACGUGCUUGGAUAUAAACCAGAUCUUUUGAUCAACUGUUCAGGGCUAAAUGCUGGUAGACUAUUAGAAAACCUUGAUCCAGAAGAAUUGUCCAAAGUUUAUCCUAUUAAGGGCCAAAUUCUUCAAGUAUAUCAAGACUUACCUUUCCAAAUGAUGAUUGACAAGUUGCCCUUAUCUGAUCAUGCCUUGCCUGAUCAAUUUCUUAACGUAUUCCCAAGAGGUGAAGGUGGGUGUAUAAUGGGAGGAAUAUUUAGGGGAAACGAUUGGUCAGAUCAAUUGAUAGAAGGCCUCUCUGAAAGCAUAAUUAAUGUUGUGAAAUCACAUAUUCCUGAAUUUACAAGUUUAUCAGUUUAUAAUACAUACACUGCAUUGAGACCUGGUAGAAAAGGAGGAGUACGUCUCGAAGAUUCGAAUUACGAUCUAUUAAGACACGAUGGCUCACUACGUGUAAUACAUAAUUACGGUAUAGGCGGUGCAGGAUACCAAUCUUCGAUAGGCUCCGCAGAAGAAGUCUCCUCUUUAGCAGCUAAAAUACUAAAAUAA